AUGGCGAUCCAGAAGAAGCACGGAAAAGGUCGUCUAGAUAAGUGGUAUCGGUUGGCGAAAGAGAAGGGAUAUCGUGCGCGAGCUGCCUUUAAAUUGAUCCAGCUCAACAAGAAAUAUGGCUUUCUUGAAAAGAGUAAGGUCCUUUUGGAUCUUUGUGCGGCCCCAGGAUCAUGGUGCCAAGUUGCUGCCGAAUGCAUGCCAUCGCAGAGUCUUAUAGUUGGCGUUGAUCUUUCUCCUAUCAAGGCAAUUCCUAAAGUCAUCACCUUCCAGAGCGAUAUCACAACAGACAAAUGCAGAGCCACGAUACGACAACACUUCAAGACUUGGAAAGCAGAUACAGUACUUCAUGAUGGUGCACCAAACGUUGGUACCGCCUGGGUUCAGGAUGCUUUCUCUCAAGCGGAAUUGGUUUUACAGUCAUUGAAACUGGCAACAGAGUUUUUGAUACCCGGAGGUACAUUUGUUACAAAGGUUUUCAGGUCAAAAGAUUAUAAUCCCCUUCUGUGGGUUUUUAAACAGCUCUUCACCACUGUUGAAGCCACAAAACCUCCAUCUUCGCGAAAUGUUUCCGCCGAAAUUUUCGUUGUUUGCCUCGGAUUCAAGGCGCCCAAGCAUAUUGAUCCGAAGUUCCUCGACCCCAAGCAUGUCUUUGCAGAACUACAAGACCCAAACCCGAAUAAUGAGGCCAAAGUUUUCAAUCCAGAAAAGAAAAAGAGGAAGAGAGAUGGAUACGAAGAGAAUGAUUGGACCCAGCAUAAAGAAUUGCCAGCAACCGAGUUCAUAAAUACCACCGACCCUAUAUCAAUCUUAGGCUCAUACAACAAGCUUACAUUUGCGCAAUCACCAGGCGGCGACCUUGCCCUCGCCACAUUACAACGGCUGCCAGAGACAACAAACGAAGUACGCAUGUGCUGUGAAGACCUCAAGGUCUUGGGUAAGAAAGAUUUUAGGCAGCUAUUGCGAUGGCGAAUCAAAGUACGUGAGAAAUUUGGGUUAGCAGUGAAAAAGGGUUCAAAGAAUGAGGAGACUGAGGAGGUUGCCGAAGUCGAGCCAAUGGACGAGGAGCUGGCACUUCAGGAAGAUCUGAAGCGUAUGCAUGAGCGCGAAACCUCGAAAAAUAAGCGUGAACGGCGAAAAGAAAAUGAACGAAAACGAAAGGAUAUCAUUAGGCUGCAGAUGAAUAUGACAACUCCAAAGGAAAUUGGAAUGGAGCAGGCUGGUCCGCUCGGAGAGGGAGCUAUGUUCAGAUUACAGACGGCCGAGAAGCUACCAGCUGCGCGGUCAGUAUCCGCCAGCAGUAUGGCUGCUGCCGUAGAAAGCAGUAGUGAAGAAGAAGACAACUCCGAGGAAGAGUAUUCUGACGAAGAUGGGGACCGACUGGAGCGUCAACUUGACGCUCUUUAUUCCCAAUAUCAAGAAGCACGCGAAAACCGAGACGCGAAAGUACGAGCCAAAAAAUCACGCAAAGCCUAUGAAACAGAAGAAUGGGAAGGGUUCUCCGAUGAAAAAGAGGGUGAAGAAUCAGACAAUGAAUCUUCCCAGGCUUUCCCUAUAGCACCUACUGGAGGUCAUGUAAAUGGACUCUCCAACAAGGCGGCUAUGUUUUUUGAUCAAGAUAUAUUCCGUGAUCUUGGAGCUGUUGAAGACGAAGAAGCAAGCGAUGAUCCCACCCCGGCAAGGACAAAUGGCGAUACCAAGGAGCGACCGCCUGUGGUUAAGAGAGAUACUAGAAAAAGAGAUCGAGUGGCUGCCUCACCCUCCCCAUCAACGGCUAGCGACAAUAGCUAUGAGGAAGUUAAGAUGAGCAAGUCAAAGAACUUUGACGAUGACGACGAUCGCCAGAUGGAUGACCCACGGAAGAAAAACGGACAACUUGCGGAAGCCAUGGCUUUAGCUCAUCAGAUGGCCAGAGGCGAAAAAACAACCGAGGAGUUUGUUGACGAUGGUUUCCAUAGAUACUCCUUCCGCGACGUCGAAGGUCUCCCGGAAUGGUUCCUUGAUGACGAGAACCAACACUCAAAGAUCCAACGGCCUAUAACAGCCGCAGCAGCGGCCGCAAUCCGAGAGAAAAUGCGCGCCAUCAAUGCCCGGCCGAUCAAGAAGGUUCGUGAGGCCAAGAGCAGAAAGAAGUUCAAACAAGCGCAGAAACUAGAGAAGCUGCGCAAGAAAUCUUCACUGUUGGCCGAGGACGAGGGUAUCAGCGAAAGAGAUAAGGCGCAAUCCAUUGCGAAAAUGAUAAGUAAGGCUACCAAGAAAAAACCAAAGCAAAAAGUGAAACUUGUGGUGGCUAGGGGUGGAAAUAAGGGCAUAUCUGGUCGUCCUCGUGGAGUGAAGGGGAGAUAUAAGAUCGUUGAUGCCCGAAUGAAAAAGGAUAUCAGAGCUGAAAAGAGGCUGGCGAAGAAAAAGAGCAAGUGA
Messenger RNA from Microsporum canis CBS 113480, 2415 nucleotides. Its product is annotated as AdoMet-dependent rRNA methyltransferase spb1. NCBI's taxonomy places the organism in Eukaryota, Fungi, Ascomycota, Eurotiomycetes, Onygenales, Arthrodermataceae. Gene Ontology annotation, cellular component: nucleolus; nucleus; preribosome, large subunit precursor. The transcript is spliced from 4 exons. Gene Ontology annotation, biological process: maturation of 5.8S rRNA from tricistronic rRNA transcript (SSU-rRNA, 5.8S rRNA, LSU-rRNA); rRNA methylation; maturation of LSU-rRNA from tricistronic rRNA transcript (SSU-rRNA, 5.8S rRNA, LSU-rRNA). The record is from RefSeq and is a predicted model, not a curated record. Gene Ontology annotation, molecular function: rRNA (guanine) methyltransferase activity; rRNA (uridine-2'-O-ribose)-methyltransferase activity. Bases 1 to 2415 code for a protein of 804 amino acids.